AUGGCAAAGAACGGAAAAUUGUUUUACUAUAGUUCAAAUAAUGCUCCGGUGACAUUCACUCGUCUGCCUAAUGGCGAUAUAUCACUCAAUCGUGGAACCAAACGAUAUCUGACGGGUUUAGCGCUUCAGCAAGUGUUGGAUGUCAACAACCUGACCAUUUUCCGGAGAGUUGGAUUGUGUCAACUGUACAGAGAAUUUUGGACGGAUGAGCUGAAGAAAGAUCCGAGCAAGCAAAAAAUGAAUCUCAUGGUUGUUUAG
Molecule: messenger RNA, 258 nt
Organism: Botrytis byssoidea
Lineage: Eukaryota; Fungi; Ascomycota; Leotiomycetes; Helotiales; Sclerotiniaceae
Exons: 1
Coding region: 1-258 (85 amino acids)
Source: RefSeq, a predicted model, not a curated record